This is a messenger RNA of Oncorhynchus keta (chum salmon), 5027 nucleotides long. Its product is annotated as C5a anaphylatoxin chemotactic receptor 1-like. The coding region runs from base 803 to 1858 and encodes 351 amino acids. Gene Ontology annotation, biological process: phospholipase C-activating G protein-coupled receptor signaling pathway; positive regulation of cytosolic calcium ion concentration; complement receptor mediated signaling pathway. Gene Ontology annotation, cellular component: plasma membrane. NCBI's taxonomy places the organism in Eukaryota, Metazoa, Chordata, Actinopteri, Salmoniformes, Salmonidae. The transcript has 2 exons. Gene Ontology annotation, molecular function: G protein-coupled receptor activity; complement receptor activity. The record is from RefSeq and is a predicted model, not a curated record.
CAACAAUCAGAUAAUAGUGAGGAACAGGGUCAAACUUCACUGUGAAGGAGUGCCAGCCUGUCCUCAGGGAGACCCCAGAAAAGACAGGUGUAACGGAUGUGAAACGACUAGCUUAGUUAGCGGUGUGCGCUAAAUAGUGUUUCAAUCGGUUGCGUCACUUGCUCUGAGACCUUGAUGUAGUAGUUCCCCUUGCUCUGCAAGGGCCGCGGCUCUUGUGGAGUGAUGGGUAACAACGAUGCUUCGUGGAUGACUGUUGUUGAUGUGUGCAGAGGGUCCCUGGUUCGCGCCUGGGUAUGGGCGAGGGGACGGUUUAAAGUUGUACUGUUACACAGGCAUAAAUAUGGAAACAGCUAAGGGCUCAGAGAUAAAGUGGACACUAAUUAUUUGGAGUCACCCUUGACAUAUAACACUUUAGGGCUGCCAAGCUCUUAUCAGGAUACAAGAGAUACUAGAGAUGCUCAGAUUUCUUAUUUUUUUAAUCAUUACUAAUCAGUGUGAUAAUAUUUAGUGGGGGGUCUUUGCCCACAUAGGUAGACUGGGUAUGUCUAUAUAGUUAUAUGGGUGUUAGUUCAGUUCUCAGGUGUUCUAUGUCAUUUGUGUUUGUAUCUCUCCCUCUAUAUUUGGCAAUGCGUUGACAUUUUUACAAUUCCUGAUCAUAAGGAGGUCAGGUCAUGAUUGGGUGAGGUGUCUGUGGUCAGAAAUUGUGCUAAAGAAGAACAGUUCCUAUUUUUUCUGGUUGUGUGCGGAGUCAUCUACAAGAGGACGUCAAUAUAUAAAUCUGAAAUCUAAGUCAUCUCCAAGCAUGGAUGAUUUGGGCUCGAUUUUCACUGAUGAGGAGUUGAGCCUCCUGAACUUCACUGAAUGGGAAUUUGUCGAGCCUGAGGACCUUGGUCCUGUGCUGGGGCCCCGUCACCUGUCCGCCCUGGUGUUCUAUAGCUUGGUCUUCCUGCUGGGGGUCCCGGGCAACGCUCUGGUGGUGUGGGUGACAGGCUUCCGCAUGCCGCGCUCAGUCACCUCUCUGUGGUUCCUCAACCUGGCCCUGGCUGACCUGCUGUGCUGCCUGUCCCUGCCCCUCCUCAUGGUGCCCUUGGCCAUGGACCAGCACUGGCCCUUUGGCCCCGUGGCCUGCAAGCUGCUCAAGGGACUCAUCUACCUGGUCAUGUAUUGUAGCGUGCUGCUGCUAGUACUUAUCAGCCUGGACCGCUGGCUGCUGGUCAGCUUGCCCGUGUGGUGCCAGAACUGGAGGAGGCCACGCAAGGCCGCCUGGGUAUGUGUCGGGUUGUGGCUCCUGGCCCUGCUGGGCAGCAUCCCCCAGUUUGUCUACGUGAAGGAGGUCCAGCUAAGCACCAGUAAAUCAGAGUGCCUGGGAUCUCACACUAUAGUUAGCGCCUGGACUAUCACUACAGUACGCUUCCUGUUGGGUUUUGUGAUGCCAUUCAUCACCAUCGUGGCGUGUCAUUGGGUUGUGUAUAGCAGGGCCGGGCGGGGGUCUAGGGUGGGGUCUGGGAGGGUGAGUGAGGUGCGCUCCAGACGCACCUUGAGGGUCAUUUUUGCUGUGUUGCUGAGCUUCUUCCUGUGCUGGGUUCCACUGCACAUAUUGGAUUUCCUGAUCCUAUUGACCCCCCGGCACUCAUCGCACAGCGCCAACAUACAGCUGGCCCACACCCUGGCCCUCUGUCUUGCCUACUGUAACAGCUGCCUCAACCCUCUGAUCUAUGUGUGUCUGGGACGAGGCUUUAAGCAGAGUAUUAAUCGUUCCCUGCGCAGUAUGUUAAACUUCGCCACCGAGGAGCCGCUACCCAGAAAGAGCAUAUCCAAGAGCACAUCAGAAAGAACCCAGGAGAUGAAUGUAAUGUAAAGUUCUGUGUGUAUGUGAAUGUGUGUGUGUGUGUGUGUGUAUGUGUAUGUGUAUGUGUAUGUGUGUAUGUGUGUAUGUGUGUAUGUGUGUGUGUGUGUGUGUGUGUGUGUGUGUGUGUGUGUGUGUGUGUGUGUGUGUGUGUGUGUGUGUGUGUGUGUGUGUGUGUGUGUGUGUGUGUGUGUAAACCAUGAGAACCUGCUGAGUCAGAGUGUUUUGUGACAUUAAAAAGUGCUGAGAGACGUGAUUCGAAUCCAGUGUUGUUUAACAGAACAGGAACUUCUGCCCUCUCUGUAAUAUAUUUCCGCCAGCAAUCAUACUUGUGCAAUUACAUUUGGCUUUAUCUGUAUUUAAGGGCUCUAUUCAAUCAGAUCCGCUUUAGCUGACAUCCCCAAUAAGGUUGUUUUGGUGGUGUGAGAGGUGGAACUGCGUUAGAGCUGUCACACCAGUGCCAUGAUUACUGUAUAUAUGUGAUAACCUUUGUAUGCUUGCAAUGCGUAAUGAUGGAAAAGUACUGGGUAAAUGGAGAUGUACUGCUUUAGUUCUCAGGCUGAGAAUUGUCUGCACCUGCUGAUAGUCACAUAGGCUCAAGGCUGAUAUAGUAGAGUGAAAAACCACAGUGUAGACAUGUUUUUCUCAUCUUAGAUGCUUUGUAUCUAAUCAAAUGCAACAAUGUUAACUGCUUAAGUGAUCCCUUCACGCACCAAUCCCGUUAACUUCUUGGUGACAGGGGGCAGUAUUUUCACGUCCCGGAUUAAAUGCAUGCCCAAAUUCAACUGCCUGCUACGCAUGCCCAGAAGAUAAGAUAUGCAUAGUAUUAGUAGAUCUGGAUAGGAAACACUCUGAAGAUUCUAAAACUGUUUGAAUCAUGUCUGUGAGUAUAGCAGAACUUAUUUAGCAGGCGUAACCCUGAGGACAAACCAUUCAGAUUGUAUUUUUAGGUCACUCUAUUUUCAAUGGGAUUUCAUUGGGAAUCCAGAUUUCUGAGGGACCUUCUUGCAGUUCCUAUCGCGUCCACUGGAUGUCACCUGUCUUUAGAAAUUGGUUGAGGUUUUUCCUUUGUGUAAUGAAGAAGUACGGCAAUCUUGAACGAGGGUCACUUGAAGUGUACUGUACGGCGCGUGACCAGAAAGCUAGCUACAGUUUGUUUUCCUCCUGUAUUGAACACAGAUCAUCCCGUCUUCAAUUUUAUCGAUUAUUUACUUUAAAAAAUACCUAAAGUUGUAUUACAAAAGUAGUUUGAAAUGUUUUGGCAAAGUUUACAGGUAACUUUUGAGAUAUUUUGUAGUCACAUUGUGUAAAUUGGAACCAGUGUUUUUCUGGAUCAAACGCGCCAAAUAAAUGGACAUUUUAGAUAUAUAUCGACGGAAUUAAUUGAACAAAAGGACCAUUUGUGAUGUUUAUGGGACAUAUUGGAGUGCCAACAAAAGAAGCUUGUCAAAGGUAAGGCAUGAAUUAUAAUUGUAUUUCUGCGUUUUGUGUCGCGCCUGCAGGGUUGAAAUAUGCUUCUCUCUCUUUCUUUACUAUGAUGCUAUCCUCAGAUAAUAACAUUGUUUGCUUUCGCCGAAAAGCCUUUUUGAAAUCUGACAUGUUGGCUGGAUUCACAAAAAGUGUAGCUUUAAUUUGCUAUCUUGCAUGUGUGAGUUCAUGCAAGUUUGAUUUUUAUAGUAAUUUAUUUUAAUUUGGCACUCUGCAUUUUCUCUGGCUUUUGGCCAGACGCUACCGUCCCAUGUGUCCCAGAGAGGUUAACGGGAUUGAUUUGACAACACCCAGUGAAAUAGCAGCGUGCCAAAUUCAAAAACAGAAAUACUCAUAAUAAUCAUUCAGAAAUCAUACAAGUGUUAAACAUCAGUUUAGAGAUUAACGUCUUGUUAAUCCAGCCACAGUGUCAGAUUUCAAAAAGCCUUUAUGGCGAAAGCAAACCAUGCCAAGGACAGCGCCCAGCAUACCAACACAUGAAAAUCAUAUUUCAACACGCCAGGCGCGACACAAAAGUCAGAAAUAACGAUACAAGUCAUGCCUUACCUUUGAAGAUCUUCUUCUGUUGGCACUCCAAUAUGUCCAUUAAACAUCACAAAUGGUCCUUUUGUUCGAUAAACUCUGUCGUUAUAUCCCCAAAAUGUCAAUUUAUUUGGUGCUCUUGAUUCAGAAAAUACACCGGUUCCAACUAGCGCAAAAUGAUCACAUAGUAUCUAAUAAGUUACCUGUAAACUUGAUCCAAACAUUUCAAACAACUUUCCUAAUAAAACUUUGGGUAUUUUUAAACGUAAAUAAUCUAUAAAAUUUAAGACGGAAUAAACCGUGUUCAAUAGCGGAUAAAAUGGAAGUGGAGCAAGCUUUCAGGUCGUUCACACCAAACACAACAGUGCACUUGGCUCGACUCCCAGAAAGGAAAUGGCUAAUUCUUCAUUUCUCAAAGGAAAAACAUCAACCAAUUUCUAAAGACUGUUGACAUCUAGUGGAAGCCUUAAGAACUGUAACCAGGUCCCUCAUAAAUCUAGUUCCCCAUAGAAAAGCAAUUGAAAAGAGAGUGACCUCAAAAAUAAAAUUCCUGGAUGGUUUGUCCUCGGGGUUUCGCCUGCCAAAUAAGUUCUGUUAUACUCACAUACAUAAUUGUAACAGUUUUAGAAACGUUAGAGUGUUCUCUAUCCAAAUGCACCAUUAUAUGCAUACCCUAGCUUCUGAGCCUGAGUAGCAGGCAGUUUACUUUGUGCACACUUUUCAUCCGGACGUGAAAAUAGUGCCCCCUUGCCUUAAUUAAGAUAUGAUUGACGGUAGGUUGUAUAAAGACUGUUGUCUCCUGUUUCGCCAUACAAAUCUUUACUAUGGACUACUGAGGUACUCUGCAUGUGAAUCUCUGUCUGCAAUUGCAUUGUAUUACUAAAGAGUUUUAUACCAAGGUUCCUGUGUCUGUGUCAUCUAUCUGGAAGACUGAUUGUUGAAGGAAAUCACCCCAUGCAAAGGACCAGCCAACAAGAUCUUAGUUUUGAUUUUAGUUUAUUGUCAUAGAUAUGUCAUUUUGACAAAUAUGUCAUGUUUCACCCCUUAGAUAAUGACAACUCUUAAUGAGCACACCACAACAUGAAUUGUUGAAAUAUAAGAAAUAAAAUAAAUAAUACUGAUCUUGUAAAUAAAUGUAUUUGUGUUGAAAUAAACGUUUGUAUGAAAUCAA